AACACAGUUAGAGGUGAUUUCAGCUUUAUCACGCAGAUCAUGACAGACUCCUUCUGCUUCAUCAUUUCCACUAAUAGCUGAAAGGGGAUUCAGUUUCUUUCACAUCAGGAGCUUCUCUGUAAGAGCCGCUCGGGCGCUACUCGGAGAAGCUGCAGGGAAGAGUGUGUUUUUUCAUGCCGGGUUGAGCGCGCAGGAGUCGGUAUGUCUGUGCAGAAUAACCCACUUCAGGUGCACAACAUCCCCUGGAGGAACAACAAUUUCAGCCUGAUGAACCGAGACCCGCCUCUGUCCGACCAGGGAGAGACGAUCAUCGGCGUGUACCUGCUUAUUCUGGGCUGGUUGUCGUGGUUUGGGAACAGUAUCGUGAUCUUCAUCCUCUUCAAGCAGAGAUCGUUCCUCCAGCCCACCGAUUACCUGACGCUAAAUCUCGCCAUCUCGGACGCCAGCAUCUCUGUGUUCGGAUAUUCCCGAGGAAUCCUCGAGAUCUUUAACGUGUUCAAGGACGAUGGAUACCUCAUCACCUCUGUGUGGACGUGCCAGGUGGACGGGUUCUUCACGCUGGUGUUCGGUCUCGGCAGCAUCAACACACUCACCGUCAUCAGCCUCACCAGAUACAUUAAAGGAUGCCACCCGAGUAAAGCUCACUGCAUAACCAACACCACUGUGAUCGUGUGUGUUAUCUUCAUCUGGAUCGGAGCCUUGUUCUGGUCCGGCGCGCCAAUCCUGGGCUGGGGAAGCUACACAGAUCGAGGGUACGGCACCUGUGAGAUCGACUGGGUCAAAGCGAACUAUUCCACCAUCCACAAGUCCUACAUCAUCUCCAUCCUCAUCUUCUGCUUCUUCGUGCCCGUGCUGAUCAUGCUGUUCUCCUACGUGUCCAUCAUAAACACGGUGAAGCGCGGCAAUGCCAUGUCAGCGGAGGGCGACCUGACCGACAGGCAGCGCAAGAUCGAGAGGGACGUCACUAUUGUGUCCAUUGUGAUCUGCACGGCGUUCAUCCUGGCCUGGUCUCCGUACGCCGUGGUGUCCAUGUGGUCGGCGUGGGGUUUCCACGUGCCCAACCUCACCAGCAUCUUCACGCGGCUCUUCGCCAAGUCCGCCAGCUUCUACAACCCGCUCAUCUACUUCGGCUUGAGCUCCAAGUUCCGAAAGGACGUGAGUGUGUUGCUGCCGUGUAGCGGCGACGGAAAAGACACCGUCAAACUCAAGCGCUUCAAAAAGAUCAAGGGGAAGGCGGAGGGGGCGUCGCCCGCAGCCCCGCGGCAGCGCUACAGGAGACCCGACGAGCACCGCCACUUCCUGCAGAUCGAGAAGAAGAACCGCGACGGAGAGCCGGCAAACCCCACCCCCAGCCUCCGCCCCGAGACUCCGCCCCCCAUCGGCAAACAGGUGUACUCCAUCACUGCGCCCGCGCCGUCAGACACGCCCGAGUACGAGUGCGCCAGACUGUAGAUCACCAGGGACGUGAUCGUGGACGAUUUUUAUUUCAUACAGAACAAUAACAACAUACAGAGCAUCACAAUGCAUUCAGAUAUUAUUUAUUACAUUCAUUAUAGCAUCAAAGGAAAUAGAAAAACAAUACAUACUAAUAAAUGAUAUGUGAGCGACUUCAGUUUCAUGGUAAUGAUGUAAGCGGCGUGAAAACCUAUUUUUGUAAAUGAUGGAUGUAAAUGUGAAAUAUUGUUUUUUAACAACUGUAUACAUCUGCAUUUUUAAAGACAGUUUUGUGUUUACAUGCACUUUAUCACAAGAUAUUAAACUCCAAACAUCAAACAUAA
Pimephales promelas (fathead minnow) is the source of this 1778-nucleotide messenger RNA. It is a transcript of the gene opn6a, whose product is annotated as opsin 6, group member a. Gene Ontology annotation, molecular function: G protein-coupled receptor activity. NCBI's taxonomy places the organism in Eukaryota, Metazoa, Chordata, Actinopteri, Cypriniformes, Leuciscidae. The record is from RefSeq and is a predicted model, not a curated record. Gene Ontology annotation, cellular component: membrane. Gene Ontology annotation, biological process: G protein-coupled receptor signaling pathway.